Cervus elaphus (red deer) is the source of this 1854-nucleotide messenger RNA. It is a transcript of the gene GFRA4, whose product is annotated as GDNF family receptor alpha 4. The record is from RefSeq and is a predicted model, not a curated record. Gene Ontology annotation, biological process: nervous system development. Bases 76 to 1296 code for a protein of 406 amino acids. Gene Ontology annotation, cellular component: external side of plasma membrane; signaling receptor complex. NCBI's taxonomy places the organism in Eukaryota, Metazoa, Chordata, Mammalia, Artiodactyla, Cervidae. The transcript has 5 exons. Gene Ontology annotation, molecular function: glial cell-derived neurotrophic factor receptor activity.
UUCUCCGUCCCGGAUCCUCCUUAAUCCUCAAGAAAAAGGUGGGCGCACAAGAAGGUGAUUCUAGGAAAAGCCAAAAUGCAGGAAGAAGCACCAGUGUUCCACCUGUGCUCGAGGUUUGAGGACACACAAACAGCACCCUGCCUCCAGCUUUUGGGUCCCAUGGAGCCAUGGCCUCCCAAAUCUCGCCUUGGAUCGCGGAGCUCUGUAGCACCGAAUCCAUGCGUGGACGCGGCCGACGCGUGCACCGCCGACGAGCGGUGCCAUCGGCUGCGCACCGCGUACGUGGCGCAGUGCUUGGGUCGCGCCGCGCCGGGGGGCUGCCCCCGCGCCCGCUGCCGCCGCGCCCUGCGCCACUUCUUCGCCCGCGGGCCGCCCGCGCUUACCCACGCACUGCUCUUCUGCCCUUGCGGCGGCCCCGCGUGCGCAGAGCGUCGGCGCCAGACCUUCGUGCCCUCCUGCGCUUUCUCAGGGCCUGGCCCAGCGCCACCUUCCUGCCUCAGGCCCUUAGACGCCUGCGAGCACAGCCGGAUCUGCAGGCCCCGCCUCCUGGCCUUCCAGGCCUCCUGCGCGACCACAGCCAGCAGCCCUGACGGCUGCCUCCGAGACCAGGCCCCCAGCUGCCUGCGCGCCUACGCAGGCCUCGUGGGUAUGCACCGCCCGGAGGGGAUCUCCCGGGGAUGCCUCCGCCUGGAUGGGCCGAUUACCCUGCUUUCGGGGUCUCGCCAGGCACAGCCAUCACGCCCAACUACGUGGACAACGCAAGCGCGCGCGUGGAGCCCUGGUGCGACUGCAGAGCCAGCGGAAAUCGGCGUGAGGAGUGCGAAGUCUUCCGGGGGCUCUUUACGAGGAACCGCUGCUUGGAGAGUGCCAUACAGACCUUUGACGGUGGGUGGCCCCCAAUCCUACGUAACCAACUGGACUCCCACCAGGACCCUGAGCAGAGUCUCCUGCAGGUCCACACUCUGCUCCCACCUGCCAAGGUGUCUACUGCUGAUGCACCCCUGGAGGGGAGCUCCCUGCUCUCCAUGCUUCUUGUUCUGGCUCUCCAGUCCCUGUUCUGACUUGGACAGCAGACCUUGGACAACUGUCCCACCCUGCCUGGGAUAUUGGGCCUCAUCAGUGGCCUGCUGCCCCACUGAAAAGGGACUGGCUUGUCUGUUAAGCUGGCCCACUGCUCUUGCUCUACUGCUCUUUGCAGAUCUGGACACUCUUUAUCAUGCUCUAAGGCAUACAUCUGAACAGACUUGUAGGCCAAACUUCCCUCUGGUACUGCAGCAUUUUAUGGCAUCCUCCUAGUUAGGCACCACCCAUCAUGAUAAACACCUGCACCCCAUAACUAACAUUGGCAGAUUGCUUCCUGUCCUUGAUGUCCUGCUUGUUGGACACCACGUUGAGUGAGAAUCCAGUUCCCUGCAUUGCACUGGCCAUAUAGCCAUCUUCCCUGUGGUUCAGCCUAGCACUAGGACUGACAUCCAUAACUCAAUAAAACCAUGUGCGCUGAGACUGGCCCUGCUGUCGUGUGAUCUAUGUUCUGGGAGCCGGGAGACCAAGGUCAGCUGCAGGGUGUGCCUCUGCUGGCCUUGGAUGGCCUCAGAACCUCUCCAGGCAUCAUCUUCUCAGGACCUGUGGAUGCUGAACUGAAUCAAAUAUCAGGUCUGGUGCCAGGGAUUUUGGUUACUUGUUUAUUCUUUCAUUCUCUGCUAGCCAUCAGAUAAAGAAACUACAUUUCCCUUGCAGUUAGGGGGUGGUCGGUGACACAGUUCGAGCCACUGAGUGAAAUUCACAGAUAAGGCUUCCAGGAGAGCUCUUUAAAAAGGAACAAACUUCCUGACUGGGGCCCUUCAGCCUCUGGCC